Phacochoerus africanus (Common warthog) is the source of this 1261-nucleotide messenger RNA. It is a transcript of the gene LDLRAD2, whose product is annotated as low density lipoprotein receptor class A domain containing 2. Bases 215 to 1261 code for a protein of 348 amino acids. Gene Ontology annotation, molecular function: protein binding. NCBI's taxonomy places the organism in Eukaryota, Metazoa, Chordata, Mammalia, Artiodactyla, Suidae. The record is from RefSeq and is a predicted model, not a curated record. The transcript has 5 exons.
UAGACACAAUCCUGACCUGAAGGAGGAUCUGGGAAGGGGAGCACAAACAUCACUGGAGAGACCAGAGCGGCAGGUGCACUUGCCUCUCCCUGCUCCGUGUGUCCUGCCAACCUCUCCGGUGACCCAGCCAGGACCCCUACACCCCAGUCUCCCCAAAGAACCCACACCGAAGAUUCCGCAGGUCUGCCCCACUGCCGGGCACGCAGGGGCCUGGAUGGAAGCCUGUCCUCUGCACCUGCCCCAAAGGCUGCUCCUGCUAGGGGUGGCUGCCCUGGCUGCACCUGUUCCACACACAGGGGACCUGGUGGACCUGUGCGGCCAGACGUGGCAGGGGGCCGGGCUGCUGCUGCGCUCGCACCCCACGUCCCGCCGCUUCUACUUCGUGACUCCUCACACCGACUGCCGACUCUGGUUGCGGGCGGCGGCCCCAGGGGACAGGAUCCACUUCCAGUUCCGCUUCUUCCUGGUCUACAGCCUGACUCCGGCGUCCCCGCCCCCCCCUGCACCCAACGCGUCCUCCCCAGCCGACCCCUGCGCCCCUGGGUCCUACCUGCAGUUCUACGAGGGCCCGCCAGGGGCGCCCCGGCCGCUGGGGGCCCCGCUCUGUGGUCUGACCAUCCCUGCUCCGGUGGUGUCUUCUGGGGACUUCCUGGCCCUGCGCCUGGUCACCAGAGGCCGCCAGCCGCGCGUGGACUUCGUGGGCGAAGUCACCUCUUUCCAGUUGGGAUCCUGUGGCGCCUACUUCCCAUGUCGGAAUGGCAGGUGCAUCCCGCCGAGUCUGGUGUGCGAUCAAUGGGACAUGGACAACUGUGGUGACGGCAGUGACCAGGCUUCCUGGCCCCCAGCCAACUGCAGAGGUCCCUCUCUGGCGCCCAGCCAGGCAGGGGGUACAGAUGCUGGUACCUCCCGGCCCUUGACCCUUUCCCUGGCUCUUGGGUCUUUGGGGACCCUGGGGACUGCAGCUGAGAGGAGUCCCCCUGCAGGCUGGGACCAUGAACGACAGGAUGCAGCUCUGGAAGGUAGAUGGCUUUUGGUUACCACCUGCUCUGCCUCCUCCCACCAAGGUCCCCGGCUGCAGGGCGUGGCCCUGGCCUCCUCACUGCUCCUGGCCUCUGCUGGCCUCCUGCUGGGCCUCCUCUGGUGCUGCUGCUCCUCCAGCGGGCUGGCCUGGAGGGCAGGUGCCCGUGGCCUCUGCCUCAGCUGCACCAUCUGUUACACGUGUCCUGGCCAGGUGGCCCCUGGGGGGGCCGUGACUGAGUGA